AGCACUACAGUAUGUGAACAGGCUGUCAGAAAUGAAAGUGCAGGAAAAUUUUUACCCGCUUCAGCCAAGGGAGAGCAUUGUGUAGAGUACACCGAAGGAUAAUCACGAGAGGAAGAGAGAGAGAUGACGAGAGAGAGGUUUGAUUAAUUCAUGCAGGAGGGGAGGGAUGUUUCUGCCGCUGACAGAGCUGUUUCCAGCGCUGCCUGUAGCAUUGUGUUUGUGAACCCGUCCGUUUGUGCCCUGGCGGUGACAGCACUUAGAGCAGCCGGGAUUCAGCAACCCUACAGCAGACAUCAUCACCUAAACAAGCAGAGAUUGCUCCGGUUGAUAGGUCAUCAGUUGAGCCUCACCGUGACCGUCUGUGUGCACCUGUCACCUCCCCAUCGCAGAGCUCCUCAAAUCACAACUCCUACUGGUGGCGUGGCGUGGCACACACCUCACCUUGACCCUCGUCCUUGGGCCCCUCCCUUGUUUUGCCACUUUAUGCCAGAGACGCCUCUUCACCAUCUGCUCAUAAAGGAAGCAGUUAAGAUGCUGCCAGAUCUCCCCAUCUCAUUCUCAUAUCUCACCCGACGAUAAUCAUCUCAAUUCCCCCUGCUUGCCGCACGUGCUCCAACCGGUGAGAUGGGAGACUGGGUGUGUCUGAGUCCGGCUGAGUUCUCCCAGCUUCAGCAGUACAGUGAGUAUUCCUCCAAGAAGCUUAAAGAUGUGCUGGGAGAGUUUCAUGGAAAUGGUGUCCUCUCCAAGUACAACCCUGAGCAGAAGCAAGAUGUUUUCAACCAACCCAUUGACUACGAGGGCUUCCGGCUUUUCAUGACCACCUACCUGGAGAAUAACAUCCCGGAGGAAUUGUGCAAACACCUCUUUACCUCUUUCAAGAGCAAGUCUGGUGAAGGCAGCUCCCCUGACACUUCUCGAUCUGGAGCAGGCAUGCUGGAGCCCAAGUCCAUUGAUGCAGGCAUCUCUAUACAGACUGAAGUGGCCUGUGCUCCUAUAACAGGUAUCAAUGGAAGGAGCAUUCUGAGCACCAUGGGCCAUCAUACACCAGAGGCCUCUUCAGGGAUUACUCGAGGCUCAGGGGCCACCACGUCUCCCUGCUCCUCCCGGUCAUCCUCACAACGCUCCGGCACAGGGGGCCACACACCCAGAGGACCCCACCAGUCGCCCGGCAUGCAGCCCAAACCCCUGGUGGGCAGCAGCAGCAGCAAUGCUUUGGCUCUCUCCAAGACCACCAACUCCCCGCACCUCUCGCCAGAGCGAAGUCAAUUUGAGAAGUGUUCAUCUCUCCGGAGGAGUCCUUCUCCACAAAAGGGCUCUCCACUGCCCUCGCCCCAAGUGGUCUUCCUCAAAGACAUUGUGUGCUACCUGUCCCUGCUGGAGAGAGGGACACCAGAGGACAAGCUUGAAUUCAUGUUCCGGCUGUACGACACAGAUGGCAACGGUGUGUUGGACAGUUCGGAACUUGACCGCAUAAUAAAUCAGAUGGUCCAUGUAGCUGAGUACCUGGAAUGGGAUUCAACAGAACUACAGCCGAUUCUUAAGGAGAUGAUGGAGGAGAUCGACUAUGAUCGAGACGGAACAGUCACACUAGAGGAGUGGAUCAGAGGAGGAAUGACAACCAUACCACUCCUGGUACUGCUGGGAAUGGAGACGAAUGUGCAGGAAGAUGGGCAGCAUGUUUGGAGACUAAAGCACUUCAACAAGCCAGCAUACUGUAAUUACUGCCACACUAUGUUGUUAGGGGUGCGAAAACAGGGCCUUUGCUGCUCACUAUGCAAGUACACAGUCCAUGAGCGCUGUGUGUCCAAAGACAUUGCUGCUUGCAUUAGCACCUACGCCAAGUCCCGUAGACACACCAAUGCUAUGCAGCAUGUCUGGAUGGAGGGUAACUCUCCAACAAAAUGUGACAGAUGUCACCGCAGUAUCAAGUGCUAUCAAGGCCUAACGGGCCUUCACUGUGUUUGGUGUCAAAUCACUCUCCAUAACAAGUGUGCAUCCCAUGUGAAGCCUGCAUGUGAUGGUGGACCAUUUAAAGAUCACAUUCUCCUGCCAUCAUACAUCUGCCCUGUUGUUCUGGACCGUCAGCCUGCUGUUAAAAGAAGUGAAGGAGAGUCAUCCCCCAGUACAAGUCCUGAGGACACUGGCCAGUGUUUCAAGUUUGCCGGUGAUGGUCAAGCACUGCAAAUCACCCCUCUGCCCGGAACACAUCCCCUUCUUGUGCUGGUUAACCCUAAAAGUGGUGGUCAGCAGGGUGAGAGGGUGCUGCGGAAAUUCCAGUACUUGCUCAACCCCAGACAGGUGUACAGUCUGGACCGGGGAGGACCCAUGGUAGGGCUCAACUUUUUUCGAGACGUGCCUGAUUUCCGUGUGUUGGCCUGUGGAGGCGAUGGAACAGUGGGGUGGAUUUUGGACUGCAUUGAUAAGGCCAGUUUUGCUCUGCACCCCCCUGUCGCUAUCCUACCACUGGGAACAGGGAAUGACCUUGCUCGCUGCCUGCAUUGGGGCGGAGGCUAUGAAGGAGGCAAUCUGGUCAAAUUCCUCAGGGACAUCGAACACAGCACCGAGGUGCUGCUUGACCGUUGGAACAUUGACAUCAUCCCUGACGAUAAGGAGGAAAAGGGUGACCCUGUGCCCUACAGCAUAGUAAACAACUAUUUCUCCAUUGGAGUGGAUGCAUCCAUAGCGCAUCGCUUCCACUUAAUGAGGGAGAAACAUCCUGAGAAGUUUAACAGCAGGAUGAAAAACAAGCUAUGGUACUUUGAAUUUGGCACCACAGAGACCAUCUCAGCCACUUGUAAAAAGCUGAACGAAACCAUUGAGGUGGAGUGUGAUGGCAUCAUCUUGGACCUGAGCAGCACGUCUCUGGAGGGCAUUGCUGUGCUCAAUAUUCCCAGCAUGCACGGAGGCUCCAACCUGUGGGGUGAAACCAAGAAAAGACGCAAUUACAAUCGCAUGAGUAAGAAAGUACCAGAAAGGAUGACUGCCAGCACCAUCACCGAUGCCAAGGAGCUCAAGUUUUGCGUGCAAGAUCUGAGUGACCAGCUUCUGGAGGUUGUGGGCUUAGAGGGAGCCAUCGAAAUGGGUCAGAUCUACACAGGUCUCAAGAGUGCUGGGCGGCGCCUUGCACAGUGUUCCAGUGUCAUCAUCAGGACAUCCCGGCUGCUGCCCAUGCAGAUUGAUGGAGAACCAUGGAUGCAGCCUCCUUGCAUGAUACGGAUCACGCAUAAGAACCAGGUGCCCAUGCUGCUGGGGCCACCACAGAAAACUCCAUUCUUCUUCUUCAAGAAGCGCAACAGAAGUCAGGACUAAAUCUGGGACUCCAAAAACCACCAGCUCUAAAAUCAAACAGUCACACAAACAUCUCCACCUUCCUCAGAUAGAAAAGGCUGUGUGCAGAUCUUCACACUUCGAAACACUUUGGUGAACUUUCAUUGACAAACGUUAAAAACACUGUACAAAAUAACACUGUAAUAGGCCUUUAAGGCCAGUGGAAUCCAUCUACCAACAUAGCCUGAUCUUCUCAGGUUGAACCAAUUGAAUGGACCCUCUCUGAGUGUCUUGACCACUUCCUGUGUCUCAUGAUCCAGAAAUUGUUAUUGCAGGCAACGUGACGUGUAAUCUAUAACUCAAUUCCAACCAAACUGCCCCCUACCACUGCUUUGGGAUCAACAAUGUGCCAUUUCCCUCUUCUUGAGAAAGCUUAUUGGAAGAUACUGCCAAUUUCCAAGAGAGAGAGCGAAAGUUCAUAUGGAAGGCCAAAAGCACAAGAAACUUUGCUUAUUGAGAGGAAAUACCAAAAAAGGCCACUAAGCAGGGACGAAAGUCAAGUAUGGUUUAGAAAGGAGAGGUCUGUUCAAGUGAAAAGAGAAGGAGAGAGAGAGAGAAAGAGAGACACCCUGGCACAAUUAUGUUGUUAAAAUGAGGUUCGCUGGUGCUCAUUUGAACGUCACUGGGCCCUGUCUUAGCCUAGUAGGACCAGGGAACAAACUUUUCUCCUGCAGGAGCUUACUGAAUUAUAGAUCAGUGCAAGCAAAGCACUUGUUCCAGUGGCUCUCCGAGGCCCUUCAACAUGCCACCCCUAAAGGGAUGAAACGGCAAUCUCAUGUAUAAUGAAGAUGUUUAUGAGGGUCUGCUGAUAGGGAUAGGAUAGACUAGGCUAAAAGAGAACAUUUCAUCUUCUGUACUUUGCACUGGGCAUUUUUGGUGUUCACCCUCAGACCUCAAAACAACCAGUACACGUUUUGUUAAAUACAAUUGGCUGGAUAUUUGUAUCCCAUAUUCCCCUUUUAAACAGCAGUGUUUGGUACUUAGUGUGGAGAAUGGACUGGGGUCUUUCAAAAUAAUAAAAAUUAGAUUGAGGGAGCUCUUAAAUGUGAAGUGUAUCAUUUUUUGUAUAUUAAAAUACUUUUCUAUGAAUAUUCCGGGUUCAAUACAAGUUAAGCUCAAUUUACAGCAUUUGUGGCAUAAUGUUGAUUACCACAAAAAUUUAUUUUCGUCCGUCCUUUUCUUUAAAAAAAAAAGCACAAAUCAAGUUACAGUGAGGAACUUACAAUGGAAGUGAAUGUGGCCCAUUUUGGGAGGGUUUAAAGGCAGACAUUUGAAGCUUAUAAUUUUAUAAAAGCACCUGUAUUAAUUCUUCCAUUAAAGCUCAUGUAUUAUUUUAGCUGUAAAGUAAAUCGUCAUGUUUACAGUCAUUUUAGGGUUUUAGUGUUUGUUGACAUUACAUCAUCAUUGCAACAGUUGUAAGUUGUAAAAUUGGCUUUAACUUUACACAGAAAAGGUUAGUAAGUGAUUUCAUCACACUAAAAUCACACAUAUUUGUUAAAUUGUUAACACACAUAUUGUUUAUGUCUUGUGGCAAUACUUUUGAAAAAGUGAGUAUUUUAAAGUUCUGUAACCCAGUUUUUUGUUUUUGUUUUUUUAAGAAAAGGAGGGGAAAGUCAAAAUUAUUUUUGCAGUAAUCAAUAAUAUGCCACAAAUGCUGUCAAUUGAGCUUGAACCUGUAUUGAGCCUGGAACAUUCCUUUAAUAUGCAGGGACAGCUAUAAUUAAGCCAUUUGAAGGUUGAUUCCUCCCACAAGUGUAAGAACUGUGGCACUGUAAUACUUGCUGUUUUUGUUUGAGCAUCCUGACAAGCCCGAAAUUUUAAUAUUCAGUAUUUUUUCAUGCAUGUGAAAAAACGAUAUUAUUAAACAAUAAUUUGUCUUUUUAAAAUGCCAUGUACAUGCUUUAGUCCGACUGAAAUCAGUAAGAUUUUUAUAAAGUCAGAUUAAAAGACUUAGUAAUUUGAUUGUAGCAUGGCUUCGUCCAGCGUGUAAACAUGUUAACCGGUCAACAAUCAUUGUGCACAUGCUCCAAAAGACAGAGGUGACGCACAACAUGUAUUCAACUACUACUUGAUUUUCUGACCAAAGGCAGUCAGGGGGAGUAUUCGAGAAACCUGUCUGAAAACAGUGGUUACUUCUGCAAUUGCAGAAAUUACACACUUCACCUUUAUAUUUGCAAAUCAGUGCAGAACUUUACUAAUUACCAUUUAUCAGUGAAAAACACAAUUUAAUUGGAUGAUUUUAUGAAAGCCAAAAGAAAUUUAUGGUAGCAUUAAGUUCAUUGAGAGCAGAAUGCUGUGGAUUCUGCUUAAUUUUCAAUAAUUAAAUUUCUAACCCCAAAUCACUCAAAGUAUUUGCAAAUUAGGAAAACAAAAAAUAGGAAAUGAAAAAAGAUAGAAGGAAAAAAUGUGCUUCUACAUGUGUUAUCGGAGCCCAGUCUGAGAAACAGAAACAGAGUCCCUUCACUGUGGCUUAUUGCAUCUCCAUCCUGAGAGCAGUGAAAUCAAUCCAGCACUGGAAUUAACACUGAAUCCCAUGGUCCUCCUAUCUCACAACAAGCUACCAGAGUGGGGUUUGAUAUACUGCUGCAUGGACGGGGCCUAAAUUUAACUUCCUAUUUCAGGGAGUGUCUUUUCUGUGAAACACUAUUUCUAAUUGCAGCAUAAAAAACAUCAGCUUGCGAUUUUAGGUCGGCAGUCAAAAGGGUGUAAAAGUGGCCCAAAUGAAUACAAAGAACAGAAGUUAUUUGUAGUUAUCUUCUAACAACAGAUUUUAUGGGAGAACAUCACCCAAGUUAUGAAGUGAGCUUUUUAUUUUUUACCCUCUUAGGCCCAUAAAGAGUAUUUAAUUGUUAAAUUAAAGAUGCCCGCUUUGUAUCACUAUUUGUAUAUUCCUAGAGCCUUGUGUGCAUAUGCAGUAUAUGAAUGUGUUUAGAGGUAUAACUUAUAGUGAAACGUUAUAUCAUAUGUUAGAUGAUGGGUGACAUGAUUGACUGGAGCCAUCAGGCAAAUGCCCCCAAUAUAGAUCAAUACUCAGUGAUCAUAAGAUGCAUCUGCAGUGUGCCGGUGUUAAGACUUUUUCCCAUGCAAAGGUCUGUGUUGGAAGCUGUUGAUAUUUCACCAAUACAGAACUGGGAUCAGAUUUACUUUAUCAUAGGAAGAUUAAAGUCCAGGUGUGGUAUUUUGAAACUGAUCCCAGCUCAGCUCUGGUUAAAUCUUACCAGGGAUAGCAGGUUAAUGUUCCCUUUAAAGAACACUGAACCGCAGAAGCUACACCAGUGUCCUAAAAAAAAUUUAAUCUCUUUAUUUGAGCACAGGAUAGAGUGAAGUUCAAAACCAGUCAGUUUAUCGUGAAAGUUAAAGGGAUAGUUUACCCAAAACAAAGAAAGUCAUACAGGUUUGAAACAACAUGUGGGUGAGUAAAUUAUGACAGAACUUAAUUUUUGGGUGACCUAUCCCUUUAAUGGUGGAUUUUGCUCACAGAGCCCUAUUGUUCCUGUGGUCACUGGUCAGAUGGUUUAUCCUGUGUGACAGUCUGGUGUUUAAAGAACGGCGGUUUGGUGAAGAGUGCAUGUUUACAACUACUUUUCAUUUUACAGUUUAGAAUGAUUUUAAAAAGUCAUGUAUAUAUAGAUAUUGUUUAUAUUUUAUCUAAAUUUUAACUACCGCAUGCCUGCUGAAACAAAGUCGACAAAGAUGUCUGCUUGAAGAGACCACGCUGAUUGUUGCUAGUUUCACAUGAUUAUAUUUUUUUGACCCUAUCCAGACCAUAAGCCCUUUGUAUCUAUCCACUGUACUUUUCCAUUUCUGUUAAUAGCAUGUUCAUUGUAAAAGUACCUUUGUGGCUGUUCUUUGUCAUUUUUUGUAUUUUGUAGACAGAGGUUUGUCACCAAUACUGUAUGCUGGCCAAUGGGCAACUGAGGAUUGUCACUGUCCUUUUUCCCACAUGAAAUGUCAUUUCUAAAUCCUUCCAAUGUCACAUUGCAUGUUGUUUCUGUCUAAAUAAGUAACUGAUAGCCUUAACUUGCAAAUACAAAAUAGCAUUUUGCCUGGAGCAAAGUAAGACUCUUGCAAUACAAGCCACUGGAUAAUCAACCAAAAGAGGAACCAAACUUUCAAAUGCUGAAAAGAGAGUUCAACAUCUGUUUUGCUGUGUGUUGCAAUAACUCAUUGCUAUCAAUGUUAUCAUACUGGCCUACUCGCUCUCAGCUGUUCAGCACAGAGGUGAUCGAGUGAUGUCCUGGACAUCACAAAUUAGUUAGAUGAUGUUUUGGACAGCACAUUUUUCAUAAUGUUAAGAUAAUGUUUUUGCAGUCAUCAGAUCUUUUUAGCUGUCCUGAAACUGUGAUUGCUGAAUCUGGCCAUCAUGGUCUCUUUUCUCAUUAAAAAUGAUGCUAUUUUAUCUGUAAAAACCUUGCUGCCUCUUGAGAACAAAUCAGGAAAGGAUUUUAAAGGGAUUUUCACCCGAUAUUAAAUUUUAAAAAUUCUGUUAUCAUUUAUUUACUCUCAUGAUGUUCCAAACCUGCAUGACAUUCUUCUGUGAAACACAAAAGGAGAUGUUAGGCAGUCACCAUUCACUUUUACUGAAUCUUUUUUCCAUGUAAGUAAAGGGUGACUGAGGCGAACAUCUCUGUUUUGCCUAACAUUUCCCUGUGUUUUCAACCAUAGAAAGAAAGUCAUAUGGGUUUGGAACAACACAAGAUUGAGUAAAUGACAGAAUUUUCAUUUUUGAGUGAACUGUCCUUUUAAGGAUGGUGAACUUUGUUAAAGGGAUAGUUCACAAUGAAAAUGAAAAUUCUCUCAGCAUUUAGUCACCCUCAUGCCAUCCCAAAUGUUUAUAACUUUCAUCUGCAGAACACAAACAAAGAUAUUUAGAAGAAUAUCUCAGCUCUGUUGGUCCAUUCAAUGCAAGUGAAAGGUGGCCAGAACUUUGAAGCUCCAAAAAUGACAUAAAGGCAGCAUAAAAGUAAUCCAUGUGACUCCCAGAUCAAUAUUUAAGUCCUUUUUUAGGAGUACAAUACUUAAGUCCUUAAUUACUUUUAUGCUGCCUUUAUGUCAUUUUUGGGGCUUCAAAGUUCUGUCUGUGUUCUGCAGAAGAAAGAAAUUCAUUCACAUCUGGAAUGGUAUGAGGGUGAGUAAAUGAUGAGAGAAUUUUAAUUUUUGAGUAAACUAUUCCUUUAAAGCCCUUGUGAUGUCAAAAUCCUAGACUCAAAUAUGAUGUUAACUUAAUCUUCAGCCAAACACCACUUUACCCUUACCCUCCACAUCCAAUAUAACAGAUGUCCUUACCUGUCUCAUAGAGACAGCAUGGUUUAUCUCAGUGUUUCUCUAUUUUUAGCUGGGACAGAUGAACAGUAUUGAGCAGCACUGAUGCAGUAGAGCCCAUAUUGACCCUGAAUGUGAUGUUCUACAUGUAUGUACAACUCCUGCCUUAGGGUUAGUGUGGUUUGUAGCAGUCCAUCUGUGUGGUAGGCAACAAGGUCAGGGACAGAGAUUCCUACAGACAGAGAUUGGGUUUAAGGGCAAGGAUUAAUCGUACCCUUAACAAACCCACGUAGCCUCUUAUACUCUGUUCCUUGUUAGGUGUAGGAUGUUCACCUACACCAUAUGUUGAUGGACAAAAGAGUUUUAUUGAAUAAAAGGAAAGACUGAAGCACGGA
Myxocyprinus asiaticus (Chinese sucker) is the source of this 8984-nucleotide messenger RNA. RefSeq names its product diacylglycerol kinase beta-like. Gene Ontology annotation, cellular component: plasma membrane. The transcript is spliced from 27 exons. Gene Ontology annotation, molecular function: calcium ion binding; ATP-dependent diacylglycerol kinase activity. Bases 625 to 3309 code for a protein of 894 amino acids. The record is from RefSeq and is a predicted model, not a curated record. NCBI's taxonomy places the organism in Eukaryota, Metazoa, Chordata, Actinopteri, Cypriniformes, Catostomidae. Gene Ontology annotation, biological process: lipid phosphorylation; intracellular signal transduction; diacylglycerol metabolic process.